Molecule: messenger RNA, 1008 nt
Organism: Microsporum canis CBS 113480
Lineage: Eukaryota; Fungi; Ascomycota; Eurotiomycetes; Onygenales; Arthrodermataceae
Exons: 1
Coding region: 1-1008 (335 amino acids)
Biological process (GO): protein phosphorylation
Molecular function (GO): protein kinase activity; ATP binding
Source: RefSeq, a predicted model, not a curated record
AUGUCGGAUUAUUAUGAAAUAAAAGAAAGCUACUGCACCCGAUUCAACAUUGGCAAACCUCCCUUGCCGUAUUUUGUGGGAAAGGAAUUCACUGUGCGCUCCCAUAUUCCUCCGGCGCUGGUUAGAAAAUAUUAUGAAGGGUUUUCUUUGGAACCCGAUGGUCGCCUCGAGAGAUGCCAGAAACACCCGCUUGAACGUUGUCUUCUGCACCCUCCUUCUCCGGGGCAUGCUGGGGACCAGGUUGUCCGCUUCAGAAUAUCUAGGGAAGUUCGGUUCGGAGACAAGCAUCGCUCACAAAUCGCAGCCGUCGAUAUUUUAGAUGUAAAACCAACCAAAGACCAAGGACCACAUCCGAACAUGACUUUGAUUGCGAAAUUCUACGACCCUCUUUACAACGAUCACGAUACAGACCUUACAGAUAUUUUCACCCUAGUCGAUUUCAGCUAUUCGGACGAAGCUGCAGCGUAUUUAGCGCUGGAACCACUACAGGGAAAUGCUAUACCCAAAUAUUAUGGGUCGUUCACACUAGAACUACCUGUCCCGGAACAUAAGACGAACCGCCUUGUCAGACUGAGUCUCUUGGAAAUAGUUCCCGGCCAGGCUAUGUCGACGCUCAACCCAGAGGACUUCUCCCAGCGUGACCGUCAAAUGAUUAUGAAAAAUAUCAUCGACACGGAAACUUUACUACAUACCCAUGGUGUUAUGCACGAAGAUUUAUGGCCGCGAAACAUCAUGAUAAAUAGUAAAGCCAAGGUUAAUCGGCAGGUUGUUGUAAUAGACUUUGAAGACUACAGAUUCAUGACAUCAUCACAAUUUCAUGGCAUCACUAUCAGCCCUUUGCUUCGGUGGAAUAAAAAAAGCGGCCGUACGUUCGAGUUUGAAGGUUGGAUUGAUUGGGACUGGCAGUCAUGGCUCGAACUUACCUAUGAAGACACUCGUGAUUCAAUCACAGAAGAGAUGAGGGCUUUUUGGAUGCCGCGGGAAGUUGAGUGGCCAGGAUGGGGCUAG